Messenger RNA from Populus trichocarpa (black cottonwood), 881 nucleotides. RefSeq names its product NADH-ubiquinone oxidoreductase 20.9 kDa subunit. The coding region runs from base 253 to 711 and encodes 152 amino acids. The record is from RefSeq and is a predicted model, not a curated record. The transcript has 2 exons. Lineage: Eukaryota; Viridiplantae; Streptophyta; Magnoliopsida; Malpighiales; Salicaceae.
GAGGAGGAGUUUUGUUGAUAUGCUAGCAAGAGUUAAAAAUAUACGGAUAAAUUUUUCUUUAAAGAAGUUUUUUAUAUCAGUUUUAUUCCUAAAAGAUAUUGAUUUCUUAAUUAGGGAUUUUUUUAGAAUUAAUUAACAUAAAAUGUUAAUUCAUGGAAGAAAAAAAAACGUUGUUUCUCACUAAAAGAUACAAUUGGGAUGUAAUCCUACAAGUAUGAAUGGAAAAUCGGGGGAUAAGAUUUAAUUAAAAAAAUGUUUAGGAUUAAAAUUGACACUAUCUAUAUAGUUGGGGGCAUUCUUAGGUUUGCCCAAACACACUUGCAUAUAGAGAGAGAGGGAGCAGCACACAACAACUCGAGCAAAGUAAAAGAAAAAACAAAUCAAGACCGGAAAAUGAACACAGACAUCACAGCAUCAGCAAAACCAGAGUACCCGGUAAUAGAUCGAAACCCAGAAUUCACUAAGGUUGUUGGCAACUUCAACACCCUUGAUUACUGUCGUUUCAUCACCCUUACUGGUGUCUCUGUCACUGUUGGCUACCUCUCAGGGAUAAAGCCAGGGAUUAAGGGACCAUCAAUGGUGACAGGAGGAUUGAUUGGUUUAAUGGGUGGUUUUAUGUAUGCAUAUCAGAACUCAGCUGGGAGACUUAUGGGUUUUUUCCCUAAUGAGGGUGAGGUUGCUCGUUACCAGAAACGUGGUUUUAGCAGUUAAAGAUUUCUACUUUUUAAAGUUCUUCGAUGGAAUGUGGCAUCUUUGUUAUGUUUUGAAUCGUCUCGAAUGAUGACGAUUAAUAAUAAUUGGAACGUUGGAGGACUUAUUGCAUUUUUAUGCUCUACUUUUGGUAUAUUUUAAUGACAGCUUUGAUUGAUUUAGAGUUCAAA